Acanthosepion pharaonis is the source of this 912-nucleotide messenger RNA. Lineage: Eukaryota; Metazoa; Mollusca; Cephalopoda; Sepiida; Sepiidae. The record is from the annotation of a GenBank genome assembly.
AUGGUAGAUGAUGAUAAUUGUUUACAUCUUUAUGUAAAUGGCUUGGAUCAAGGAAUUGCAGCCAGAGAUGUCCCUUAUCCUUGCUAUGGUUUAGUAGAUCUUUAUGGCCAGUGUGAACAGGUCACCAUUGUUACAGACCAGUGUGGUUUUUCUUUAUUUGCUUAUCAAGAUGAUAGAGAAAAGGCGGAUAUAGAAGAUGUGGUCAAAGAGAAGCUUAUACAAAUACCAAAUGAACCAGUUGUAGUACGCAAUUGUGAAUAUCAAAACAUAUGCUCAAGGCUUUUGGCUAUUCUAGCCUUGCCAGAGGGCUACUUUUCAACUCAGUUCAACAUGUGUUAUUGUGAGACAUGUCAUAAAAUACGUGGUGAUGAAUUGUACUACAAAAGAGGUGACCCUCCAAAAGAGUAUGCAGUACCAUGUGGUUGGUGUCGUUUCUCACUCAGAUUGCCUUGUAAAAGCCACAGUUUGAAUAUGUUUGAUAAAUGGCAUUCAGCUUUUUAUGGAACACGAUUAGAAGCUGUUCGGAAAGUUUUGGAUUGUGGUGAUUUACACCGAUCAAAUGAAAUUUUGGCUGCAAACAAUAUUUUACUUGCCCAGUCCUUCCCUUGUACAGAAAAGUCUAAACCUGAUGAUUGCCUAAGCAGACAACUUUUCCUGUCUCCAACUAUACGAUAUGCUGGUUCCAAAUAUUUUGCAUCUAGGCAUAAAUUUACAGAUCCUAAAACGAAGAAGACUCAUCAAGCACAAGUUGCAUUCCAAGUAUGGGUGAAACCAUCUUCUUAUAAAGUUGGUCCUUCUUCAAUUGGCUCCAAUGAGCAGUUUGACCCCAGAUUCAGCAAUAAUGAAAUUGAAUGGAGUACCAAAGAACGAGGCUCAACAAUGCUUGCAUCGUUAUUAAUUAAAGUGGAGUAA